AUGUCGAGCAAGCAACUUAUCUCCUACGAUGAGGCCAAGAACUCAGCCUUCGACAAGGUCCUCCACAAGCAGUCGAAAGAUGCCAAGGGCGGAAUCAGUGCCAUGAUGAAGAAGGACAACGCCGCGCACGUUGCCGCUGUGGACGAGUAUUUCCAACAUUGGGACAACAAGAAGGCCGAGGACGAGGACGAAGGCACCCGACAAGAACGAACGGACAACUACGCAAGCCUUACCCGACAAUACUACAACCUCGCCACGGAUUUCUACGAGUACGGGUGGAGUCAGUGCUUUCACUUCUGCCGGUUUGCCUACGGCGAGACCUUCCACCGCGCCAUAGCCCGCCACGAACACUACCUCGCACACAGCAUCGACAUCAAGCCAGACAUGAAGGUUCUCGAUGUUGGCUGUGGUGUCGGCGGUCCGGCCCGAGAGAUUGUCAAGUUCACUGGCGCCCACGUCACCGGGCUGAAUCUCAAUGAAUACCAAGUUUCGCGAGCAACCAUCUACGCAGAGCAGGAAAGGCUAUCCUACAAGCUCAAGUUUGUUCAGGGGAACUUUAUGGGAAUCCCGUUCCCCGAUAACUCGUUCGACGCCGUCUACGCAAUCGAAGCGACUGUACAUGCCCCCUCGCUCAAGGAUGUCUACAGUGAAAUUUUCCGUGUUUUGAAGCCGGGCGGCAAGUUUGGUGUCUACGAGUGGUUGAUGACCGAGGCGUACGACAACGACAGACUUGACCAUCGCCGAAUCCGCCUCGACAUUGAGCAGGGCGACGGUAUUGCUCAGAUGUUCAAGAUUUCCCACGGCAUCGCCGCCAUGAAAGACGCUGGAUUCGAGCUAGAGAUUAACGAGGACCUGGCGGACGACAAGGACAGCGCGGCUCCGUGGUACUGGCCCCUCGACAGCAACGUGAGAUAUGUGCAGACGCUGGGCGACCUGGUGACGGUGAUGCGGAUGAACAAGUGGGGCCGGCUGGUGAUGCACAACAUCUUCAGUGUCAUGGAGGCUGUUCGACUCGCACCAGCGGGAACGAGGAAGACGGCCGAGAGCUUGUCGACUGCGGCGGACGCACUGGUGGAGGGCGGCAAGCAGAAGUUGUUUACGCCCAUGUACCUGAUGGUGGGGAAGAAGCCGGAGGUAUCUGAUGCAUAG
Ilyonectria robusta is the source of this 1149-nucleotide messenger RNA. Its product is annotated as S-adenosyl-L-methionine-dependent methyltransferase. The coding region runs from base 1 to 1149 and encodes 382 amino acids. Gene Ontology annotation, cellular component: endoplasmic reticulum. Gene Ontology annotation, biological process: ergosterol biosynthetic process. The record is from RefSeq and is a predicted model, not a curated record. The transcript is spliced from 3 exons. NCBI's taxonomy places the organism in Eukaryota, Fungi, Ascomycota, Sordariomycetes, Hypocreales, Nectriaceae. Gene Ontology annotation, molecular function: sterol 24-C-methyltransferase activity.